AAGCAACGAGACUGAGCGAUUAAACAGGCAAAUUUGGAUUGUGCAUGGAACGCAUGGCCUCUGAACAGCCACUUGCAUUCGCAUCGAGGCAAGAAGGGGCGGGAAAAGUCCACAGCCCGGCCUUCAGGCCAGGCAAAAGCGCGCGCUGGGGAGGCUACCACGCCAUGCAAUCGAAUGUGCGAAGAGAUCAGGCUGUGGCCCGUGCAGCCGAGGCGGUCUGGUACCGCCUUCCUGUGGCCGUUAGCCAAACUCCUGUAGGCACGGCCUUGCGCUUUUGGGUUUUCCAGCCAAAUUUUACCGAAAUGCUUAAAAUCCGGUACGAAAAAAAGCGCAAAAAGGCCCGGGUUAAUAAAGCCCGGGUCCUGAUAGCCCUGGAAGUUUUCGAUUAA
This is a messenger RNA of Gaeumannomyces tritici R3-111a-1, 389 nucleotides long. RefSeq lists its product as hypothetical. The transcript is spliced from 3 exons. Bases 45 to 389 code for a protein of 114 amino acids. NCBI's taxonomy places the organism in Eukaryota, Fungi, Ascomycota, Sordariomycetes, Magnaporthales, Magnaporthaceae. The record is from RefSeq and is a predicted model, not a curated record.